AUGAGCAGCUUUACAAGGCGCAACGAAGGGAAUGAUGCCUACCUCAUGAAUCAUCAAAUGGCAAUGCCUGGCUCGUACGGUCAGCCAGAGAGUCAUGACUUCAAGCAAGAGAGCCAUGACUUCAACACGCAUGGAUCUGGUUCAUAUCAUUUCCCUCAACAUUCUUUCAACCCAUAUGGGUCUCAGUUUGGCCAGCCCUACGGUCCACAGUCGAGUCUGUCUCCGGGGUUGCAGCAUUUGCAGUAUACGUCGGAACAUUCGAUUCCAUCGAUGACAACCCCGGAUGACCCUCGGCUGCACCAUCCGCCGCAGUUCAUGUCCCAGUCGCGCUACCUUCAAGGGCCGAGGUACCUGCCCCGCGACCCGCUGGGUGAAUCCGAGAUUGAAAGCCAGGAGUCUCAUAACGAGGCUACGUUGCUGUCAGAGGCUGUAGUGCCCGCACUUAGCGGCUUCCCUGAUGUAAAGGAGUUUGAUCAAUUGAUGCAGAACUAUGUUGAGGACCUGUCCAUCAAGAAGCAAGAUAAAGCGUUGAUCUAUGCUAAAAGGGCCCGUAACAUCAGAACUGUGUUGAUUGACCCCAAAGACACGGCGGUGGAGUCUGCUCAAUUUCGGUUUUGGGUCAAAAAGAUGUUCAAGCUCCAAGCUGUGGGAUCUGAUCAUAGGAAGAUGAUCUGUCACGAGGGCAAGCCGGUUGCGAUUCGGGAAAAAUUGUUCAAGAUCCUCACCAAGGCUCAUCAGCAAUGCCAGCAUGGUGGCCGAGACAAGACAUCUGCUCAGGUCCGACGGAUAUAUUCAUGGGUUCCCAAGGAACUGAUCUCCCGCUUCGUCAAGAUCUGUCCAACCUGUCAGGUGCGCCGUGGGGGUUCUCGAUUGACGCCACCUAAUUCGCGAAGAAGCUCCCCUAGACUGGAGAUGGUCUCUCGAUCCCCCAAACUUCCGUCGCCGCCAAUCUCGCGACGAGAAUCGACUUUUGCCGGUCAACUUCCCCUUGACAGGACGCAAGCAGAUUAUUUUGGUCAUUUACACGGUCACGGUCACGGUGGCUGGCUAGAUAGUCAUCAAAAUGUGCAAAGUCGCUCGAAUCUAGGUAACGGAGUUCGCUCGUUCCAGGGUCCCAUGGGCAAUCUUUCGCACUCAAUUGCUGGUACCUUGGAUUCCUUCUCCACCGACCUAUCCAUUCCUCCGUCCCAACUGAGUUAUACAACGGGAUAUGUCCCGCACGGGGCUGCACCUCAGCGAGAGUAUUGA
Penicillium psychrosexuale is the source of this 1248-nucleotide messenger RNA. RefSeq names its product integrase zinc binding domain-containing protein. NCBI's taxonomy places the organism in Eukaryota, Fungi, Ascomycota, Eurotiomycetes, Eurotiales, Aspergillaceae. Bases 1 to 1248 code for a protein of 415 amino acids. The record is from RefSeq and is a predicted model, not a curated record. The transcript is spliced from 5 exons.